This is a messenger RNA of Teleopsis dalmanni, 1237 nucleotides long. Its product is annotated as probable enoyl-CoA hydratase echA8. The transcript is spliced from 3 exons. Bases 80 to 1138 code for a protein of 352 amino acids. The record is from RefSeq and is a predicted model, not a curated record. NCBI's taxonomy places the organism in Eukaryota, Metazoa, Arthropoda, Insecta, Diptera, Diopsidae.
UUAAGGCCGGCAACUGUAUUGGAAUUUACUUCCAAAUAAUUAUUUAUAUCUACUAUAUUAAUAAAAUAUUUAACACAAUAUGUUACGACAAAUAGUAAAACAAAUAAAUAAAAGUUUGGAUGUUGCACUUCCAUUCGCUCGUUCUAUAUGCACAACCAGAGAACUGUGGGUGCAAGAAGAUACAAAGGAAAAAAUAUCAGAAAAACCUACUAUACUACUGGAAAAAGAUAACAACAUAACUUUAAUUGGCCUAAACAGACCAGAACAAAGAAAUGCAAUUGAUGCAGUUGCAGCAGCCAAAUUAUGUGAAGCGUUUAAUGCAUUCGAAGCAGAUGAAACAUCACCUGUGGCUGUGCUGUAUGGAGUUGGUGGAUCAUUUUGUUCCGGAUUUGAUAUAUUAGAUUUAGCUACAGAAGACAGAGAAGACAUCAGUAUGGAAAUGCUAAUGACUCAAGAAGGAUCUGUUGGUCCAACAAGAAGAUUUAUAAGUAAACCUGUUGUAUGCGGCAUAAGUGGUUAUUGCGUAGCUGGUGGUAUGGAACUGGCUUUAAUGUGCGAUUUACGCGUUAUGGAGGAAACAGCAAUUUUAGGUUUCUUCAAUCGACGUUUUGGUGUGCCUGUUAUAGAUGGUGGUACUGUACGUUUACCCGCUAUGAUUGGAUUUUCAAGAGCCUUAGAUUUAAUAUUAACUGGACGACAAGUGAAUGCUGAUGAAGCGUACAAAAUGGGUAUUGCGAAUAGAAUUGUUCCAACCGGAACAUCUCUGGGUAAAGCAAUGGAGCUAGCAACUACUCUGUCCAGAUUUCCACAAGGCGCACUUAGACAUGAUCGUAAUUCAUUGUACUCUGCAGUUUUCGGUGCUAUUAACUUUAAUCAAGCCGUACAAAAUGAAAUUAUGUAUACAUCAAAGGACAUAAUAGAUCAAAUGCAAGAAGGCAUCAAAUGGUUCAAUAGAACUUUUAAAAGCGAUACUACAUAUUCUUGGAUGAAACGCGAAAUGUCUAUGGCGGACUGGGAUGAUGAAAGGGUAGCCGCCGAAGCUUCUAAGCUAGAACAAUCGAAACAAGCAGAAAAAGCUAGACAGAUAGAAGCGGAAAAAACUAAGAAAGAUGAACAGAAAAAACCUAAGGAAGAAUAAUUUUUUGUACACAUGAAUAUUUUUACUUGUUGCGCUUCUCAUGCUUUAAAAAUACGUUUCUAAUUUACUUAAAAAAUAAUAUUAUUUUGUUAAAAUGGA